Symbiodinium pilosum is the source of this 210-nucleotide messenger RNA. Lineage: Eukaryota; Dinophyceae; Suessiales; Symbiodiniaceae. The record is from the annotation of a GenBank genome assembly.
AUGACGGAGUUGCUCGACUCCUCGCCUCUCAUGGAUGGCUUUGUACGUACGAUGUGGCGGUGGAGAGGAAUUGGAGCGGAACAGCGCCACCUUUCACGCACUGGACUGGCACGACUGUGGACUACACGUACAUGUUUGCCCCAACUGCGACUGCCGAAGUGGGUUCAUAUCUACUAUGCAGCAGUGUUUCUGACCAUCUGCCUAUUUUGA